AGGGGAAGGCCGAGAGGGGAGGGCCCUGAUUUUUCGCGGGCGGAUAAUUCACGUCAUCCAUCAACUUCCCACUGAUGAACAUACCUAGGUAUACCUACCACCUCGGUAUCGCACGCGCGGUGCAGUCUCGUCGGGCGUAUUCUACGUAGGGUCGAAUCCCGCGUACAAUCUCCGAGGCUUAUGCCGUACCUACCUGUCUACUCUGGCCUGCCUGGGUAUACUUAGGUAUUGUAAACCAUGUCGAUAUCUAGGGUGCCGGGGGCGGAUAACCUCUACGUCGGAGGGAUCUGGAUUCUAAACCUCGAGUCAUGGCGCAGCAAGCUAUAUGAGUACAACAUCACCCACGUGCUCUCCGUCAUCAAGUUUUCCUUCGAGAACUGGGGCGAGGAAGCUAAGCGCUUCCGGCACAUGAGCAUAGACAUCGACGAUGUCGCAGACUCUGAUAUUCUAGUGCAUUUUUCCUCCGCCGUGCGAUUCAUCGACGGCGGUCUGUACCCGCCGCCGGCCCACGGCGCCGGCCCGGGUGACGUGUCUGCGGGGACGGCCGAUGCGACCUCGCCUGGCGCGGUUUUCGUACACUGCGCGAUGGGAAAAUCGCGUUCCGUGAGCUGCGUAGUUGCCUAUCUCCUGUACAAGUACCCCCACCGCUUCGGGGGUAAGCCGCCUACCUCCUCACCGGUAUCGGCGGCCCAGCGACAUAAGACUGCCAAGGAUGCCGUGCAAAACGCGCUGAAGUGGGUUCGCCAGGCGCGCUCGCUCGCGGAGCCCAACGACGGCUUCAUGCACCAGCUCGAGCUGUGGUGGGAGAUGGGAUGCCCCGCCGACGACGACAGCGCCGUCGAGCGUCACCCCGUCUACCAGAAGUGGCUGUACGGGAAUGUGCUGAAGGAAGCCCGAUACUUGAACGUGGCGCCCGACGCCGAAGACAUCCGGUUUGAGGACGAGGUGAAGUGGGGGAGUGAGGGCUCCGAAGGCUCAGAAAAACAACAUGAUGGCAAGGAAGUGCGUUGCAAGAAGUGCAGGCGUAUGCUCGCGACUCCUGGGUUUGUUGUCCCGCAUACCCCCGUAGGACAACUAGAUACCCCCGGCUGCGCUCACAUCUUCGUCGACACCCUCUCUUGGAUGCGGCCGGCGCUGGAGGGCGGCGCUCUCGAAGGUCGCCUGUCGUGCCCUAACCCCAAGUGUGGCGCCACCGUCGGCCGCUUCGCGUGGCAGGGCCUCGAGUGCAGCUGCAGAGAGUGGGUGGCGCCGGCCUUCUCGCUCAACCGGGGCCGCGUCGACCAAGUGACGUCGAGACGGGCGGAUGCCCCCGCAAUCCGGCUGCCUCCAGGACGCAACGGUAGCUUAUGAUGUGCAAUACUUCGCGCCCGGGCCCAGUAUCGAAACGAUCACCCGCAUAAUUUACGCCGUCUCACUUGGGUACACGUCUAACGAGUGUCUUAUGCCAGCUGCUGCUGAAACCGCAGCUCUGUGGUCUCAUGACAGGCAGACCGGCUGCGUGGGUUACCUCGCACUAAUUC
Messenger RNA from Durotheca rogersii, 1520 nucleotides. RefSeq names its product dual specificity protein phosphatase 12. NCBI's taxonomy places the organism in Eukaryota, Fungi, Ascomycota, Sordariomycetes, Xylariales, Xylariaceae. The record is from RefSeq and is a predicted model, not a curated record. Bases 238 to 1350 code for a protein of 370 amino acids. Gene Ontology annotation, molecular function: protein tyrosine/serine/threonine phosphatase activity. Gene Ontology annotation, biological process: protein dephosphorylation. Gene Ontology annotation, cellular component: nucleus. The transcript is spliced from 2 exons.